AUGUUUGCUAGCACUGCAAUAAUGAGAGGCAAAACUUGCCGUGAUAACGAAUUCUCAAGCUCUGAUGGCGAAAAGAAUUUGCACGAGCUGCAAAAUCAUCAGAGCCCAAAACACGAUUUUCAUGCUAAAUCGGAUAAAGGCGAUAACGAAUUUUACGGCGAUAACGAAUUUUCAAGCUCUGAUGAGGAAAAUGAGGAAGAUUUUCAAGCUUUGCAUUCCGAAAAGAAAAAAAUCCAGAAACACACGUUUAAUGAAUCCAGGAAAGACAAAACAUGCGAUGAUGACGAGUUUUCAAGCUCCGAUGGUGAGGAAGAUUCACGUGUACCAGAAGUUCACCUGGGCCAGAAUGGGACUUAUACUGAAUCUGAUGAAGGCGAAAUACACGGCGAUGACGAGUUUUCGAACUCUGGUGAAGAAAAUCUUCAUUCCGAAAACAAAAAAAUCCAAAAACAUAUGCAUAAUGAAUCCAGGAAAGAAAAAACAUGCGAAAAUAGCGAAUUUUCAAGCUCCGAUGGUGAAGAAGAUUCACAUGUACCAGGACUUCAACUUGCUGUAUUCGAUAAAGGCAAACCAUGCAGUGAUGACGAAUUUUCAAGCUCCGGUGAUGAAGGGAACUCAAAGUUUUUGCGUGAUCACCAAGGCCUGGAACAUGGUCAUUUUGGAUUUGGUGGAGGCGAAAUUCAGGAACUGGGCGAAUUUUCAAACUCGGAUGGUGAUGAAGGGAAUUCGAAGCCUUUAGAAAGUCGGCAAGAUUCGGAAUACGGCGAUAUUGGA
Molecule: messenger RNA, 774 nt
Organism: Gongylonema pulchrum
Lineage: Eukaryota; Metazoa; Nematoda; Chromadorea; Rhabditida; Gongylonematidae
Source: the annotation of a GenBank genome assembly